AUGUACCGAGCACUCGUCAUGCUGUUGCACUUCAUGAUCGGAUUACUCGCCAUGAUUUGCGCUAUGGGCUACCGCGAGGGACUCCUUGACUGGGAAUGGUUCUUCCCUUGGGUGUACAUGAUCUUCGUUAGCGUACCUCUGGGCGGAUUAAUCGUAUGUUCCCAUGAAAGGUACUGCGUUAAGCGCAAAGACUGGGACGAGGAUCGUCGGCGGCAGGUCUUGCGCAUAAUUGGCCGCGUAGAAGAGCGGAUCGUGCGCUCCUGUGCCGGCCUGGCCGGGACGGACUGGCUGAAGCUGUUGUCGCGCGGCUUCUUUCCUUUGCGCAGCGUCGCGCCGAGGGGCCCGGGCGUCAAUCAGAUACCUCAGACAUUCGCGCAGACAGGCGAUGACUCGGGCGCAUCGGAUGCCCCAAGUCAGCUCCAGCGUGAUCUGCACAUCGUACUCGAGGAGGCAUGCACCGACCUGGGCAUCGUCGACCCGCUCUUCAAGGUCAUCGCCAUAGGGCAAGGGGUGCACAACAUGCACGCGCGCCUGGCGUGGAUCGGCGGGCUUGGACGGGCGCAGGAUGACAUUGCGGCCCAGAUCGCGCUCUUUCGACAGGCAGACCCCGGUGCCGAGCAAGUCGAGCGCCUCGCACAUACGAUCGAGCAUCACCUGAACGCACUGGGAGACUCAUCCGUUCCCUCCUUUCGCGACCUCGCGAGACUGCGCGGCGGAACGGGCAAUAAGACGCUCAUUCUGAUUGAGAUGCUGAAGAUCGUGUCCUUCAUCCCGGCGUGCCUCCUGCUGGCGGCUACCCCCCAAGCGCCAAACCAGGAUCUGGACUGCAUCGUUCUCAUCAUCUAUAGCGUAAUUGCGCUGGUGCCAUCGUUCCUGCUGGGAUCAUUGGCGCUAGUCGGGUUCUUUGACCAUGCGUUUGCGCAUCGCGGCGUGACCGAGAUGCAGGGCGCGCACACGGCGGCCGCGCAGCUCGAGCACUACGCGCGCUACCACCUCGUCGGCUGGGCGGCGCUGCUGCGGCUGCUUAAAUCCGACUCCGAUUCUGACAUCGCAGAGCGUGUAGCUGCCGUGGAGGAGGCGCUGUUCGAGAAUAUUGUCGCCAGCGCUUCCGCGCAUUCCAUCAGCCAGAUGCUCGACUAUAAACUCGACAGGCCGAUGUUUUCCUCCGACGUAGACUUCUAUAGGUCGUCUGCGCGCGUCUGCAGAAGUGCGGAGCCAAGCGUGUACGGGCGGGUUAUCUGGACGCUCGUUAUGGCGGACUGA
Molecule: messenger RNA, 1263 nt
Organism: Schizophyllum commune H4-8
Lineage: Eukaryota; Fungi; Basidiomycota; Agaricomycetes; Agaricales; Schizophyllaceae
Exons: 10
Coding region: 1-1263 (420 amino acids)
Source: RefSeq, a predicted model, not a curated record